Messenger RNA from Oncorhynchus kisutch (coho salmon), 5375 nucleotides. Its product is annotated as ubiquitin carboxyl-terminal hydrolase 42. Gene Ontology annotation, cellular component: nucleus; cytosol. Bases 96 to 4205 code for a protein of 1369 amino acids. Gene Ontology annotation, biological process: regulation of apoptotic process; protein deubiquitination. Gene Ontology annotation, molecular function: cysteine-type deubiquitinase activity. NCBI's taxonomy places the organism in Eukaryota, Metazoa, Chordata, Actinopteri, Salmoniformes, Salmonidae. The transcript is spliced from 18 exons. The record is from RefSeq and is a predicted model, not a curated record.
AGGUACGUCAUCGUUCACGGACUGACUACAGCUGGAAAUAAUACAUGGACAUGCACGUAUAAUAAUAUAUUUAUAAAAAAAUACAGCAAUGAACAAUGACCAUAGUUGACAGAUCUUCAGAGAAAUCUGACCUAGAGUCAGUCGGGUGCAAGCGCUCAGGAUCGCUGAACUUUCCCGGCGGUGACGGGAACGGGAUGGACAGUGGCUGCUCCAGCUGGGGGGCGGGGGGCCCCUCGUCCUCCGACACCCCCAGGGUGAAGACAGGGGGCUGCAUGGGUCCCACCCCUGGAGCCACAGUCAACAGCAGCAGUGCAGACAGGCCCAAGGAGCAAGUGGUGCUGACCAGUGGCGACGGCAUCGCCCUGCCCCAGAAGGUGCUGUUCCCAGCCGAGCGGCUCAGCCUGAAGUGGAACCAGGUCCACCGCAUCGGAUCAGGUCUCCAGAACCUGGGAAACACCUGCUUCCUCAACUCGGCUCUGCAGUGUCUCACCUAUACCGCUCCCCUCACUAACUACAUGCUGUCCCGGGAGCACUCUAAAACAUGUCAUGAGCCUGGGUUCUGUAUGAUGUGCACAAUGCAGAAUCACAUCACCCAGGUCUUCGCCAACUCUGGGAAUGUCAUCAAGCCCAUCGGAGUCCUCAACGAGCUCAAACGGAUUGCAAAGCAUUUCCGCUUUGGCAGCCAAGAGGACGCCCAUGAGUUCCUGCGGUACACAGUGGACGCUAUGCAAAAGUCCUGCCUGCCUCUAAACAAAUUGGACAGGCAAACGCAAGCAACCAGUUUCAUCCAUCAAGUCUUUGGAGGGUAUCUACGGUCCAGAGUAAAAUGUUUCAACUGCAAAGCGGUCUCUGACACGUUUGACCCUUAUUUGGAUGUUGCUUUGGAAAUAAAGACUGCUCCCAGUAUCACAAAGGCUCUGGAACAGUUUGUUAAGCCUGAGCAGCUAGAUGGAGAGAAUGCCUACAGAUGCGCUAAGUGUAAGAAGAUGGUUCCAGCCUCUAAGAGAUUCACCAUCCACCGCAGCGCUAAUGUGCUCACCAUCUCACUGAAGCGAUUCGCCAACUACAACGGGGGCAAGAUUGCUAAGGAUGUAAGGUAUGCUGAGUGCCUAGACCUGCGUCCCUUCAUGUCUCAGUCCCACGGCGAGCCCCAGGUCUACGUGCUCUAUGCUGUCCUGGUGCACUCUGGCUUCAGCUGCCACGCUGGACACUACUACUGCUACGUCAAAGCUAGCAAUGGCCAGUGGUACCAGUUGAAUGACUCCUCUGUGUUGGUCAGUGACAUCAGGUCAGUCCUCAACCAGCAGGCUUACGUCCUCUUCUACAUCAGGUCACCUGAUCUGAAGAAUGGAGGGGACUACAAUCACACGUGCCGGACCCCGGGGCCCCUCGGCCAGUUGUCCCCCCGCCCCAUCCUCUCACCCCGGGUCAACAUUGGGCCACGACACACCAGCACUGGCUUCAUAGGGCCACAGCUGCCCCCACACAUGGCCAAGAACAUCUUUCACGUCAAUGGGAACGGCUCGCUAAGGGACUACCCCUCUGGCUCUAAGCCCAGCACCAGCAGUGACAACAGCAUGGGCAAGACUAGCUACAGCCCGCUCGCCACCUCUCCCUCCCAUCCUCUCAACCGUCCCACAGGCAUCCCUGACCCUGCCAAGCGCCAGAAGCUCUCCUUCUUCAUCGGUCAGGGCAAACAGAUCCGCCCCUCAUCAUCCACUUAUGCCCAGCCGUCCUCUUCGUCACAGUCUACAUCAGACAUGUCUACGCCCCGGGAUCCUCGCAUUAACAGAAACGGUCACGGGGCGUCGUUCCUGGUGCCGUACGGCCAGGAGUCGUCUGAGGAGUCGGACCAGGAGGGAGGCAGUGGUCUGGGGAACGGCACGGCUAAGCCUCACGUUAACGGGAGGAAGGGAGAGACCGUCUACGGCCCCGUCCCCAGAGUGCUGACCCUCAAGACCAACGGCAUCGGUAAUGGCCAGGCUACCAUGCACCGUAACGGGACCAACAGCUUCUCCAAACUCAGUCAGAACGGACACCACAACAUCAAACACCCUGAGAAGAUCCACGGUAACGGUCAUGCGAUGUCGCCCGGUUUGGGUUCCAGCAUGUCUAAUGGGGCGGAAGCUCACCACAGUGGCCCAAGCAAAGAGGUGUAUUGCACCAACCCCAGCCAGGCCAGCACCUCUCAAGGCCUGCACAGUGCCGACAUCGACAGCCGCCUCUCCCUCACCCCAGAGAAAAGGGCUAAAACUCACUCUGGCCCCCUCCCUCACCACGCACCAUCAACCGCUGCUAAACCUCCAUCCUCAUUGGCUGAUGUUGGAGCUAAACUACUUACCGACGCCUUGAGGGAAUCCAUCUCCAACCCUGGGGUCUUAUUCCUCCAGCCCACCUCCCGCUCCCUCAGUACCCCAGUCGCCCCAGUCCUCUCCGGACCAGGCCUGGGAGCCACGAAAGAUCUCGGAGCCCCACACAGGGGAUCUGGGGAGGACGUCAGGGAGGCCCAGAACAGCCCAGCUGUAGGGCUGGAUGGAAAGCCCAGCUCCAGAGAUGGAAGAGACCAGAUGUACUCUUCCGAUCGGGAGGAGAAAGGCGGGUUGAACUCUUCCGAUCGGGAUAAGGAGAAAGGCGGGUUGAACUCUUCCGAUCGGGAUAAGGAGAAAGGCGGGUUGAACUCUUCCGAUCGGGAUAAGGAGAAAGGCGGGUUGAACUCUUCCGAUCGGGAUAAGGAGAAAGGCGGGUUGAACUCUUCCGAUCGGGAUAAGGAGAAAGGCGGGUUGAACUCUUCCGAUCGGGAUAAGGAGAAAGGCGGGUUGAACUCUUCCGAUCGGGAGGAGAAAGGCGCGUUGAACUCUUCCGAUCGGGAUAAGGAGAAAGGCGCGUUGAACUCUUCCGAUCGGGAUAAGGAGAAAGGCGGGUUGAACUCUUCCGAUCGGGAUAAGGAGAAAGGCGGGUUGAACUCUUCCGAUCGGGAUAAGGAGAAAGGCGGGUUGAACUCUUCCGAUCGGGAUAAGGAGAAAGGCGGGUUGAACUCUUCCGAUCGGGAUAAGGAGAAAGGCGGGUUGAACUCUUCCGAUCGGGAUAAGGAGAAAGGCGGGUUGAACUCUUCCGAUCGGGAUAAGGAGAAAGGCCGACUACAUUCUUCGGACUGCGAUAGGGAUCGAGACCGGCUGUACUCUUCUGACCGGGAUAAAGACGGAGAAGGGGAUAGGUACCACCGGGACAGGAGCCGUGAACGCAACCGGGACCAUGACUCAGACCACUACCGGCACCGGCGAGACCACCGAGACAGAGACCACCACCGGUCGUACCGGGACCGCUCGCUCAGCCGGGACAGACACCGGAACUGGGAGUCUGAGGCAUUCCUCUCACAGCGACGCUAUCACCCCAGAGAGAGGGACAGGGACCGCUGUCACCACCAUUACCACCACAGAACGAGUAAGGACAGGAAUAGGGACAGGAGGAAGCACAGCCACCACAGCCUCCCACACAGAGAGGAGCCUCAUGGACGCUCAAGGUGGAGGGAUGAAGGUAAAGAGAGGUGUUACUACCCUUCACAGGAGACCCCUCUGCCCACCCCACUGAGCUCCAGCACCAAGCCCAGUCAGUCCCUCCCAGCCCUUUCCCCAGCCAUACCAGCCCUGGUGAAACGACCCGAGCCUCACAGAGAGGAGAGAAAUGACAGCUCUGAGGAGCAUCGGGCCAAGAAACCCAAGAAGAGCAAGAAGAAGAAGUCCAAGGACAGAGAGAGGCACCGAGAGAAUAGGACCUUUGACGUGAAUUCUUCUGACAGGGCAGCCAACGGCAGCAGUUCCUCCAAACACAACAAAAGUAGAAGGUACGACACUGACACGGAGGAUGAGAAGUCAGGGGGUGAGAUCCACUCUACCCAGAGUCCCGAGGGGCACCGUGACCCCAAUGCCCCCCGGGAGGGUCGCAGGGCAAGCAGCAGCGACGAUGAGAGGGCGAGCAAGAAGCGACGUUACCAGGACGAUGGCUAUGACAAAAGCUACCCUAAGAUACGCCAUCGCGCCGAUGACAACGACCGCUCCUUCUCCUCUCGCGAUGGAUCACCAACAGCAGCUCCUCAAAACGCAUCGCACUGCCACUUCAACGAACACACAGGUAAUGGCUUAGGUCAACCCAAUGGAAUCUCCCACGAAUGUUCUACCAAUGGACUGUACAAUGACCUUAGACAGUAGAUUUUCUCUGUUUGACCAGAGACACAGAACAAUACUUGGAAUACUUUACUUUAAAUAUCAACCUUUAUAUAAAAGUGAAAUUCAACAGCAACAGGAAUGUCAUCCCGAAUAUUUGAACGUGGUGCUGUAUUAUUGGGAAUAUACUAUUUUUACCACAUGAGAAAUUAACAUUCUACUAGAUUCUUUUUUUAAAUAGAUUUUUUUCAACUUCACUCAAUGUACAUUUAUGAUAAAUAAUUAACAAAAGAAUAAGCUGCACAGUGGAAGACUCAGGACUUUGUUCAAACGAGACGUAUUCCUCCUCGGAGAACUGAUCAACUGGUUAAAUAAUCCAAAAAGAGGAAGACGAAUAGUUUUCUUGCCUAGGAGAUGACCUGUUUGGUAUGACAUCAGUUGGCUGCAAGUUUGUCACCAUUAUCCACAUAUCUGUAUAGGUGGAGGUAUAAAAGCUCUCUCUGAUGGAGGGAAACGUUAUUGAGUGAGUAGUGUCUGAAGGAGAAGGCCUGGUGUGACUACGUGUGUACUUAACACAACUCCACUACCCUGGAGAGACUUCAGGAAAGCUCUUUGUUACUUUCGAAAGCCUAAGAUCGUCUCCCUCCCUCUGCAUCUUGCUCUCACUGAGAUGUCCAAUUCUUUUAACUUGUUAUUCAAGCAUAAAAAAAAAAGCUGAACAAUAAUCAUGUUAUCUCUUAUGGCUUUGGACCUGUGUUUCUGCUUUUUUUAAAUGUUUUCUAGCGUCCAUAAGAAAUACUGUGAAUUAAAUGUUGAACUGUACUAUCAGUUUAUACAUAAGUCCUGUAUCAGGAAUAGUUUUGUUUUAGAGAAUUACCACAAUGUAAUUUAGACCUUGUUCUAAAUUGACACAAGUCAGUGAAAUAGUUUGCUUGUUUUUUUUUCUACCUAAAAAGACAAAUGGUCAUGUUAACACGUUUUUAGUUCUACAAUAGCAUGUCAAAUGUAUACAUUGUACAAGGUAUAUAAAAAGGCAUAAAUACAUUUGCUAAUGUCAAAGUAACUCAUCUUACUUUGUUUACACACAUUGUUUGUUGGAGUGAAAGCUGUUGAUUAACUGGGCAUGUAUGUACACACCGAUGGGAAUAGUGUCUGCCUUUGUAUUGGACGGAUGAAGUCCGUUCUCUCAAUUUUGGUAAAAGAUUUUGCAUAUGA